Acytostelium subglobosum LB1 is the source of this 2250-nucleotide messenger RNA. RefSeq lists its product as hypothetical. Bases 1 to 2250 code for a protein of 749 amino acids. The transcript is spliced from 6 exons. Gene Ontology annotation, cellular component: GPI-anchor transamidase complex; membrane. Gene Ontology annotation, biological process: attachment of GPI anchor to protein. The record is from RefSeq and is a predicted model, not a curated record. Lineage: Eukaryota; Evosea; Eumycetozoa; Acytosteliales; Acytosteliaceae.
AUGUCAUCACUAGAUGAUAAUUAUAUAGACGAUGGUGAUGAUGAACUGACAGCAAAUGACGAUGAUGAUGAAUACUAUUACAGCGAUGCAAAGACACUCGAGUCAAGGUCAUCAUCAUCACUCAAACAUAGAGGUUCAUCAUCAAGGACUCGUCACAGAUCACAUACCCAACAACAACAAGAUGAUAUACAAAGACAACAACAACGAAGAAGAGGAGGUCAACAAUUAGGAUUCUUUGACAAUAUUAUUAGAGAGUUGGAGUCGAUUGGAGCGUCUCUAUCAUCUACAUUACUCAAUCUACUAAGGAAUGUGCGACUCAUGUCCUAUGCAUCACUAAUCAUUCACUGUCUAUCAAUAUAUCUUCUAUUCACUCUUCCUUCAAUGGGCUCCAACACUUAUGUGUCUGAGAAGAACCUUCAAUGUACAGUUACACCAUUCAUUACCAAUACAUUCUCAGAGAGUGCAUUGGCCUACGCCAAUGAGUUCAAGACCAAGUUCCCAAGUCGAUCAAUUGGUAGCAAGGAGAAUAUGGACAGCGCAUUGUGGAUAAAGGAGAAGAUGAUUGAGAUUGGCGCAGACGCGCAGCUGCACUACUUCAACUCAUCGUUUGGAAGGACUGGCGUCAAUGUCGUGGGAGUGAAUCGCGCCCCUAGAUCAUUGGGCACGGAAUGCUUCGUGUUGUCCACGGCCUUUGAUCAAUGGCAUAGCCCUGGCGCCGUUGGCUUCUUAUUGGCAUUCCUGCAGUAUCUCCAAUCGACUUCGUGGCAGGCUAGGGAUGUACUGUUUGUGAUCACCAGCGAGGGAGGCGAGCUCAAUGGGGGCACGGCGAUGGACAUCAGUGGCAUCUCAGUGUGGACACACGACUACCAUGCGUCACCGAUACGCACCAAUCAGUCUCCCCAGCGCAGAGGAUGGACGGACAGCGACGACGGCCGUCUUAUCCGCUCAGGAUACAUCUAUGGCGCAAUCGCCCUGGAUCGCGUUGGCAACAGUGGCAUGGAGAAGUUGGUCGUCUAUCCCGAGGGCCUGAACGGCGCGCUCUCUAACCUGGACAUCAUCAACGUGUUGACCACCACAUCGUACUUGAACGAGAUGCCUGCAGGCAUCGUCACGCAGGUUGGCGAGGAGGAGGAUGAUGGAUCACUCUUUGGUCUGCUGGUGUUCAUGUGGAACUCGGCCCUGUCAAUGCCACGCUCCAACCAUGCAGUGUUCACCAAGUAUGGCAUCAACUCUGUUGGCGUCAGCACCUAUGCCGAUCACAACAUCUGGGACAUGUCAUUCAUGAACUCCCCAUUGCACAAUGAACUCAACUAUCAACAGAGCGUCAAUGACUUUAACACCCUAGACAAUGGCACCAUGUUCAAACUUGGAAAGAUCAUUGAGACCUCACUCAGGCAUCUACAUAAUGCUGAUGAGCAGUUACACCAGAGUUUCUCCUGGUAUAUGAUGGCUGGCGCAGUAUUCUUUAUCGAUCUUGGACAGGCACUGUUGCCUCUGAUCUUUUUAUCAGUUUCAUUAUUCAUUCUCCUGUUGUCCUUGAUUACCUCGGUCAACAAUAUCAACUACAGCGUAAUACGUUCACUGCCAUGGUUCAUCUCAAUCCUGGCCUUCUGCCUGAUGGAACUGUGCUUGCCAAGAUUCCUUGCAUCCCUAGGUCUUAUACCAUCUAAAGAUUUGAAUCCAUCCAAUCUCUUGGAUAUCAAUAUGAUUACACACCUUGGUAUAGAUGAUCAGAUCAUUGUUGUAUCGGGCAUCUACAUUGUUGGAUGUUUUAUCAUUUACAUCGCAGUGCUCAGACCUGUUGCCAACUACUUUAGCGCGAUGCUAUCAACAGUCCAGACCAUCAAUAAUGGUGAUGAUAAUCAUAGUUGGGCAGGUCUCCAAACAAUAUUGAUAGCCUACUACUCAUUACUGAAUCUAAUGGGAAUGAUGCUUAACAAUCAAUUCGCCAAUCUAUUCAUAUGCAUAUCAUUGCCAACUUUACAACUGACAACAUUGUUGCUGUUGGGCAACUAUCAUAUGAUAUUCCGAAUGAUAUGGAUGCUCUUCUGUCUGCUGUCACAUCCACUGGUGCUCCUGUUCGAAUUGUGGGGCACAUGGUCAGUUGGCUGGAAACGUAUGAUCAUUGGCGUGCUUGCCGGACACGAAUGGGGAUUCCUGCUCUGGACAUUCUUCAUCAUCCUAUUGCAGCCACUCUGGAUUGUAAUGUUCCGGUUGCUCUUUGUCACUGGUGCAAAGAAGAAGAAGUAA